AUGGAGUCAAAUACAGACUUUGUCGAAUUGACAACUACCAGAAAGAACCUCGAUUUAAUAUCCGAUGUCAAAUUCUCCAAGAAUAGUCAAUACCAAUUAUUGAUUGGUACUUGGAGUAGUGAUUUGCUAUUAUAUGAUUGUCGCUCAUUUACAAACCAUCCUCAUGAACCAUUGCCACGGGAUCCUAUAUGCGAAUUGAAAAUUAGUGAUACCCCAUUGAGCAUACUUUACCCAGGUAAUAACAAUUCCAACAGCCAAGCUCCUCCACUUGUUGGAUCACUAGACGGCUCUAUCCGACCGGUUGACUUUGAAAAUGUCAAGCUUGGCAAGAACAUCGGUGAGUCAUUUGAAGGUGAGGAUGUGAGAAAUGGCAUCAAUCAUUUAUGUCAAGGUGUCAAUAACUCUGUAAUUGCCAGUUCAUUCAAGGGAUAUUUGCAACUCUUGGAUCAAAGAUUGCAAAAGCCCUUACAUAGUUGGAAGCAUGAGAGAAAAGUUUUGACCAUGGAAUCCACUGAAAAAUACUUGGUUCUAGGAUUGGCGGGCAAUACUGUUGAAUUUUAUGACUUGAAUUCGUUGGGCGCUUCUUCGUCAAAGCCGACACCAGUCGAGACUAGAGAGGUUGGACUCAAGUAUCAAGUCACCGAUAUCAAGGCAUCCCCUGACCAAAGCACAAUUGCAAUGUCAUCUAUUGAUGGUAGAGUGUCUAUUGAGUACCUUGAUUUGCCACAACACGAACAAUUGGAAAAGAAUUUUGUGUUCAAGAGUCAUCGACAUUUUGAUAAAGAGUCUGGAGCCGACGUAGUUUAUCCAAUAAAUUCCAUCGCAUUUAGAAAGAACGCCAGUCGGAGCAAUUUGUUAUUCACUGCAGGUUCAGAUGGAUACCUUUGUUUGUGGGAUAUAAACAAGAGAAAACGUUUGAAACAAUUUCCCAAAUUUCAAACUUGGGAGUUUGAUGGCUUGCCUCUGGAAGAAAGUACGACUGAGAGUAUUGCUAAAAUUGAUGUUGCCCACACCGAUGAUUUAAUAGCAGUGGCUACUAGUGAUGACAAUUAUAAAAGAAGGCGGCGGUUGUCUGAGAGUGAGAACUCGAGAUUGCCCAGCCGGGUGUACAUCAGACACUUGAAAGACUAA
Molecule: messenger RNA, 1131 nt
Organism: Lodderomyces theae
Lineage: Eukaryota; Fungi; Ascomycota; Pichiomycetes; Serinales; Debaryomycetaceae
Gene: BUB3
Product: Bub3p
Exons: 1
Coding region: 1-1131 (376 amino acids)
Biological process (GO): mitotic spindle assembly checkpoint signaling
Cellular component (GO): bub1-bub3 complex; mitotic checkpoint complex; kinetochore
Molecular function (GO): ubiquitin binding
Source: RefSeq, a predicted model, not a curated record